Messenger RNA from Cajanus cajan (pigeon pea), 1730 nucleotides. RefSeq names its product protein DETOXIFICATION 21. Gene Ontology annotation, biological process: xenobiotic detoxification by transmembrane export across the plasma membrane. NCBI's taxonomy places the organism in Eukaryota, Viridiplantae, Streptophyta, Magnoliopsida, Fabales, Fabaceae. Gene Ontology annotation, molecular function: antiporter activity; xenobiotic transmembrane transporter activity. The record is from RefSeq and is a predicted model, not a curated record. Gene Ontology annotation, cellular component: membrane.
CUAAAUGGCUGGAUCUACUGUGGCUGGUAUUGAUCGAUGUAAUAGCUAGAACUUUUGACCUAAGAAAAAACCAAAUAAUUGUUUGAGUUUAGUCUGUGUGCAUGAUCGGUCUGUAUCUGGCACUGGGAGUACGUGCAUGAGCAAAAGGUUGAGGAGACUAAAUGGAAGGGAAUCCAAAGCAGAAGUUGCUUCUUGGAAGAGAGAAAGCAUCAGAAGAAGAGGAAGAAUCUUUGGCUAAGAGGGUAUGGAAAGAGAGCAAGGUUAUGUGGAUAGUGGCAGCACCAGGCAUAUUCACAAGGUUCACCACCUUUGGUAUCAGUGUCAUAAGCCAAGCAUUUGUUGGCCAUAUUGGCUCAACGCAACUCGCUGCUUUUGCUCUUGUAUUCACUGUCCUCAUACGCUUUGCCAAUGGUAUUCUGUUAGGAAUGGCAAGUGCAUUGACAACACUUUGUGGACAAGCAUACGGUGCAAAAGAAUAUGACAUGAUGGGAGUGUAUCUUCAAAGAUCAUGGAUAGUUUUAUUCUUAACUGCACUAUGUCUUCUCCCCUUGUUGAUCUUUACAACCCCAAUCAUGGUAAUCUUAGGCCAAGAAAAAAGUAUAGCAGAAGCGGCAGGAACAAUUUCCCUUUGGUCAAUCCCAAUCUUAUUUGCUUACAUUGUCUCAUUCAAUUGUCAGACAUUCUUGCAAUCUCAAAACAAGAAUGUUAUUAUUUCAUUCUUGGCAGCUUUCUCAAUAAUUAUUCAUUUAUUCCUCUCUUGGCUAUUGACAAUAAAAUUCAAGCUUGGGAUUCCUGGGGCAAUGACUUCAACAAUUUUAGCAUACUGGAUUCCCAACAUUGGUCAACUAAUAUUUAUUACAUGUGGUUGGUGCCCAAAAACAUGGCAUGGCUUCUCAUUUUUAGCAUUCAAGGAUCUUUGGCCUUUGGUGAAGCUUUCCCUUUCAUCUGGUGUCAUGUUAUGUCUUGAGCUUUGGUACAACACGAUAUUAGUUCUUUUGACUGGCAACAUGAAAAAUGCAGAGGUUGAAAUUGAUGCUCUAUCUAUAUGUCUUAACAUCAACGGAUGGGAAAUGAUGAUAUCAUUUGGUUUUAUGGCCGCAUCUAGUGUUCGAGUGGCAAAUGAACUUGGAAGAGGAAGCUCAAAAGCCGCAAAGUUCUCUAUAGUUGUGACAGUAGUUACAUCCUUUACAAUUGGAUUCGUCUUAUUUCUAUUUUUCUUAUUUUUUAGAGAAAGAGUUGCCUAUGUGUUUACUUCAAAUGAAGACGUGGUCAUUGCUGUUGGGGAUUUGUCACCUUUAUUAGCAAUUUCUUUGUUAUUAAAUAGUGUUCAACCUGUACUCUCAGGGGUUGCUGUUGGAGCAGGGUGGCAAAGCAUUGUAGCAUAUGUGAAUAUAGGGUGUUAUUACAUCAUAGGUAUUCCAAUUGGAAUGGUACUUGGUAACAUUUUUAACUGGAAAGUCAAGGGUAUUUGGAUUGGAAUGUUGCUUGGGACACUAAUUCAGACGAUAAUCCUCAUUAUAAUAACCUGCAAAACUAAUUGGGAUGAGCAGGUAAUUAUAGCUCGUAAUCGUAUUAAUAAGUGGUCCAAGGUGGAUCUUGAUCAUGAAACAAUUACAUCAAAUAAUUAGUUUCAGACUCCUAUCUAUAUCUUGUCAUUAUUUGUAUUCCGCCACAAGAGAUUGCUUGAUAGUUAUUUUAUGGUCAUUUAUUUGUUAAUCUUUAUUGGAGAA